UUGUCUGGUGGGUGUGAGCUGACAGUGGUAAUCCACGACUUCACCGCCUGCAACAGCAAUGAGCUGACAAUCCGCCGUGGGCAGACAGUGGAGGUCCUGGAGAGACCCCACGACAAGCCCGACUGGUGUCUGGUUCGAACCACAGACCGGUCCCCAGCUGCAGAAGGCCUGGUCCCCUGCGGGUCCCUCUGCAUCGCUCACUCUCGCAGCAGUAUGGAGAUGGAGGGGAUUUUUAACCACAAAGACUCCCUUUCAGUCUCCAGCAAUGAUGCCAGUCCUCCUGCUUCAGUAACAUCACUUCAGCCCCACAUGAUCGGUGCACAGAGCUCCCCGGGCCCCAAGCGCCCUGGUAACACUUUGAGAAAAUGGCUUACCAGUCCUGUGAGGCGCCUCAGCAGCGGGAAGGCAGAUGGGCAUGUCAAAAAACUGGCACACAAGCAUAAGAAGAGCAGAGAGGUUCGUAAAAGUGCCGACGCGGGCUCUCAGAAGGACUCUGAUGAUAGUGCAGCAACCCCACAGGAUGAAACUGUCGAAGAGAGAGGUCGGAACGAGGGGCUGAGCAGUGGCACUCUCUCCAAGUCAUCCUCUUCAGGCAUGCAGAGCUGUGGAGAAGAGGAAGGUGAAGAGGGAGCAGAUGCUGUACCACUUCCUCCUCCUAUGGCGAUUCAGCAACACAGUCUUCUCCAGCCAGACUCCCAGGAUGACAAGACAUCUUCUCGGUUAUUGGUGCGGCCGACCAGCUCCGAGACACCCAGUGCUGCAGAACUAGUCAGUGCAAUUGAAGAGCUCGUCAAAAGUAAAAUGGCCCUGGAGGACCGUCCAAGUUCCUUGUUGGUAGAUCAGGGUGACAGCAGCAGUCCAUCCUUCAACCCUUCAGAUAACUCCCUUCUCUCCUCCUCAUCACCCAUAGAUGAGAUGGAAGAAAGGAAAUCCAGCUCCUUAAAAAGACGACACUAUGUCUUACAGGAAUUAGUGGAGACAGAGCGAGAUUAUGUACGAGAUCUGGGCUAUGUAGUUGAGGGUUAUAUGGCACUUAUGAAGGAAGAUGGUGUACCUGAUGACAUGAAAGGCAAAGACAAGAUUGUAUUUGGAAAUAUUCACCAGAUCUAUGACUGGCACAGAGACUUCUUUUUAGGAGAGUUGGAGAAGUGCCUUGAAGAUCCAGAAAAACUGGGAUCCCUGUUUGUUAAGCAUGAGAGGAGGUUGCACAUGUACAUAGUUUACUGCCAAAACAAACCAAAGUCUGAGCACAUUGUCUCAGAAUACAUUGAUACGUUUUUUGAGGAUCUUAAGCAACGCCUGGGCCACAGACUUCAGCUCACGGACUUGCUAAUAAAACCUGUGCAGAGAAUUAUGAAAUACCAGCUGUUACUAAAGGACUUCCUCAAAUAUUCUAAAAAAGCCAAUCUUGACACAACAGAACUAGAGAGGGCUGUAGAGGUCAUGUGUAUAGUACCAAAACGGUGUAAUGACAUGAUGAAUGUUGGCCGCCUGCAAGGAUUUGAUGGUAAAAUUGUAGCCCAGGGUAAGCUCCUGCUCCAAGACACAUUCUUGGUUACAGACCAGGACACGGGACUUCUGCCGCGUUGCAAGGAGAGACGGGUCUUCCUGUUUGAGCAGAUUGUCAUUUUCAGUGAGCUGCUAGAUAAAAAGAAAGGUUUCUCCAUGCCCGGAUUCUUGUUUAAAAACAGUAUCAAGGUGAGUUGCCUUUCCCUGGAGGAAAAUGUGGACAGCGAUCCAUGUAAAUUUGCACUAACAUCAAGAACGGGCGAUGUCACAGAGACCUUUAUUUUGCAUUCUGCUAGUCCAGGAGUCCGCCAGUUAUGGAUCCACGAAAUUAACCAAAUUUUGGAAAACCAGCGCAACUUUUUAAAUGCCUUGACGUCCCCCAUCGAGUACCAGAGGAACCACAGCGGCGGCGGAGGCGGCGGCGCCGGGAGCAGCAGCGGUAACAGCGGCGGCCAUUCCCCAGUCCUGGUCUCCUCUGCAGCCUCGGCCCAAGCAGAGGGGGACAAGAUGUCAGGUAUGUCCAUUCACAAUCUCUCCCUGCCACACUACAACACCUCCUUAGAAACUGGCCCGAGCCAGCCAGACAGGCACCCUCCCAGUGCAGAACCGGACGGUCCCCAGAGAGAAGCCGAGCAGAUUCCCAAGAUGAAAGUCAUGGAAAGUCCCAGGAAGACAGCGGGAAACGUUUCUGGCUCAGGUGAUGGAGCCCAGAAAGACUCGCGUGGGAGCUCAGAGGACAGUCGAUCAAGAAACAGCAUAGGAUCACUGAUGCUUGGGAAGCCAAGGCCAGGAGCCAUCUCACCAAUGAACUCUCCUCUCUCCACGACUUUCCCUUCUCCCUUUGGCAAAGAAACCUUUCCACCCAGCAGCCCCCUGCAGAAGGGCUCCUUUUGGAGCUCCAUCCCAGCAUCCCCUGCCAGCCGCCCUGGCUCCUUCACUUUCCCUGGGGACAGUGACUCCCUCCAGCGGCGGCCCAAGGACACAGACCGCAUGAGCACAUGCUCCUCGACCAGCGAGCAGUCAGUUCACUCCACCCAGAGUAACGGGAGUGAAAGUAGCAGCAGUAGCAAUAUCUCCACCAUGCUGGUGACACACGAUUACACGGCAGUGAAGGAGGAUGAGAUAAAUGUCUACCAAGGAGAGGUCGUGCAGAUUCUAGCCAGCAACCAACAGAACAUGUUUUUGGUGUUCAGAGCCGCCACUGAUCAGUGCCCCGCAGCCGAGGGCUGGAUUCCCGGCUAUGUCUUGGGGCAUACCAGUGCAGUCAUCAUUGACAACCCUGAUGGAACCAUCAAGAAGUCAACAUCUUGGCACACAGCACUCCGUUUAAGGAAGAAAUCUGAGAAAAAAGAUAAAGACGGCAAAAGGGAAGGCAAGCUAGAAAACGGUUACCGCAAAGCCCGAGAAGGACUUGCCAACAAGGUUUCUGUAAAGCUUCUCAACCCAAAUUACAUUUAUGAUGUUCCCCCCGAGUUUAUAAUACCAUUGAGUGAGGUAACAUGUGAGACAGGAGAGACCAUCGUGCUUAGGUGUAAAGUCUGUGGUCGCCCCAAGGCUUCAGUUACUUGGAAGGGUCCUGACCAUAACACACUGAGCAAUGACGGUCACCACAGCAUUUCAUACAGUGACUUAGGAGAGGCUUCACUGAAAAUCAUUGGUGUCACUGCAGAAGACGAUGGUAUCUACACUUGUAUAGCUGCAAACGAUAUGGGUUCGGUUUCAUCUUCUGCCAGUCUACGAGUUUUAGGUCCUGGAAAUGAUGGAAUCAUUGUAAUCUGGAAGGACAACUUUGAUUCCCUCUACAGUGAGGUGGCUGAGCUUGGCAGGGGCAGAUUUUCUGUCGUUAAGAAGUGUGACCAGAAGGGAACCAAGCGAGCAGUAGCCACUAAGUUUGUGAAUAAGAAGUUGAUGAAGCGAGACCAGGUUACCCAUGAACUUGGAGUCAUGCAGAAUCUCCAGCAUCCCCAGCUCAUUGGCCUUCUCGAUACCUUUGAGACCUCCACCAACUACAUACUCGUGUUAGAAAUGGCCGACCAGGGUUGCCUUCUAGACUAUGUCGUGCGAUGGGGAAACCUCACGGAAGGGAAGAUCAGACUUUACCUGGGAGAGAUUCUGGAAGCUGUGCAGUAUCUUCACAACUGCAGAAUAGCACAUUUGGACCUAAAGCCUGAAAAUAUUUUGGUGGACCAGAGUUCCACUAAGCCAACGAUAAAACUGGCUGACUUUGGAGACGCAGUCCAGCUCAAUACCACGUAUUAUAUCCAUCAGUUACUUGGAAACCCAGAGUUUGCAGCUCCUGAAAUUAUUCUUGGAAAUCCUGUUUCCCUCACUUCAGAUGUUUGGAGCAUUGGAGUGCUCACGUACGUCCUUCUUAGCGGUGUCUCUCCUUUCCUGGAUGAAAGCGUAGAGGAAACUUGCCUGAAUAUUUGCCGCUUAGACUUUAGUUUCCCAGAUGACUACUUCAAAGGAGUUAGCCAGAAGGCCAAAGAUUUUGUAUGCUUCCUACUUCAGGAUGACCCAGCUAAGCGUCCCUCGGCUGCACUGGCCCUCCAGGAGCAAUGGCUGCAUCUGGGGAACGGCAAAAGCGCUGACAGCAUUGACAUAUCCAGACUGACUUCGUUCAUUGAGCGGCGAAAACACCAGAAUGAUGUUCGACCCAUCCGUAGCAUUAAAAACUUCUUACAGAGCAGGCUCUUGCCAAGAGUUUGACCUUGCCUGAAGUUCUCUCUCAUUCUCUUUCACCUGCCAAUCAGACCGGAGAUGGACUCCCUCUGCCAAUCAAUCAGACUGGAGAUAGACUCCUGCCAACCAGCUGUUGACUUGAAUUUUGAGGAAAGCGAGC
Merops nubicus (carmine bee-eater) is the source of this 4351-nucleotide messenger RNA. It is a transcript of the gene TRIO, whose product is annotated as trio Rho guanine nucleotide exchange factor. Lineage: Eukaryota; Metazoa; Chordata; Aves; Coraciiformes; Meropidae. The record is from RefSeq and is a predicted model, not a curated record. Gene Ontology annotation, biological process: axon guidance; protein phosphorylation. Gene Ontology annotation, cellular component: cytoplasm. Gene Ontology annotation, molecular function: protein kinase activity; ATP binding; protein binding.